Messenger RNA from Suricata suricatta (meerkat), 567 nucleotides. Its product is annotated as WAS/WASL-interacting protein family member 3-like. NCBI's taxonomy places the organism in Eukaryota, Metazoa, Chordata, Mammalia, Carnivora, Herpestidae. The record is from RefSeq and is a predicted model, not a curated record. Bases 65 to 538 code for a protein of 157 amino acids. The transcript is spliced from 2 exons.
GAACCUGUGACCCCACAAGAGGAGGCUGGAGGUCUUCGGGACCAGAGUCCAGAAUGUUCUCCGGAUGAGGGCGCCAUGUUACCUACAGACCCGCCUCCUUCCCAGGUGGAAGCACGAUGGCAUUCUGAUCACGUCGCCCAGGACUCGGGGCGUCAGCCGCUGGAGAGGGGGCCGAACACGGCAGCCGAGGCUUGCGGUCCGGUCUGCUGCGGACGUGCUGCCCCCUCCAACACAGGCUUCCGAAAAACAGCGCAAGUCCCAGACGUGCCGCUGGAGCCCCCAGGCCGCGCCCACUCCUCUUCCCACCUGCCUCCCGCCCCCCGAGGUCCCGCCCCCUCCCUCCUCGCCUGACCGUCCCUGCGCCCAAGUCCUCCGUGAGUAUGCAAUUUGCCCGGAGCCCCCGUCCACCUGCUCUUCUGGGUCACCCCUGCUUAGAGGCGUCCACUGCGUAGGAUACGCCCUAUGCUGUUGGGGCAGCGACAGAGAGGCGGCUCUGGUCUCCUGUCGUGUGUACAAUGUUGGGACAUCUGUGCACUAACAAUAAAUGUUCAUUAGAUUUACCUUUAA